This is a messenger RNA of Chelmon rostratus (copperband butterflyfish), 3482 nucleotides long. RefSeq names its product DCN1, defective in cullin neddylation 1, domain containing 2b (gene dcun1d2b). The record is from RefSeq and is a predicted model, not a curated record. NCBI's taxonomy places the organism in Eukaryota, Metazoa, Chordata, Actinopteri, Chaetodontiformes, Chaetodontidae. Gene Ontology annotation, cellular component: ubiquitin ligase complex. Bases 293 to 1027 code for a protein of 244 amino acids. Gene Ontology annotation, biological process: positive regulation of ubiquitin-protein transferase activity; protein neddylation. The transcript is spliced from 7 exons. Gene Ontology annotation, molecular function: cullin family protein binding; ubiquitin-like protein binding; ubiquitin conjugating enzyme binding.
UCUACCUGCGAAAUGUCCCGGCUCUCAGCUGAAGGAGAAGCUGAAGAAGAAGCGAACAAUCAUGCUGUUGUACGCUACGGCACCACCACCGCCGACACCCCUCCUCCACUGCCACAUAGCUGAAGCCAGCGUCGAUGCAGGCGUUCACCAAUUUACUUGGCGACCAACUUGGUGUUUACCUCGACCUCCAGCCGUCGGUAACGUUAUUCGUGCUAGCAGUGGGAUGCUAACGUAGCGUUACGUCGUCCGGCACAAGUUGAAGUCAUCGCAGAAGGACAAGGUUCGGCAGUUCAUGUCCUUCACACAGGCCGGGGAGAGGACAGCCGUGUACUGCCUGACGCAGAAUGACUGGAAACUAGAAGUCGCCACAGACAACUACUUCCAGAACCCAGACCUCUACUACAAAGAAUCCAUGAAAACCUCAGUGGACCGCAAGAAGCUGGAACAACUGUACAACAGAUACAAAGACCCCCAGGAUGAGAAUAAGAUAGGCAUUGAUGGGAUCCAGCAGUUCUGUGAUGACCUGACCCUGGACCCGGCUAGCAUGAGCAUACUUGUGGUGGCGUGGAAGUUCAGAGCGGCCACGCAGUGCGAGUUCAGCAGGAAAGAGUUCCUGGAUGGCAUGGCUGAGCUCGGCUGCGACAGUCCUGAAAAACUCAAGGCGAUCCUUCCCAGAUUAGAGCAGGAGCUGAAAGACACAGGGAAGUUCAAAGACUUCUACCAGUUUACCUUCAAUUUUGCCAAGAACCCCGGCCAGAAAGGUUUAGACCUAGAGAUGGCUGUUGCUUACUGGAAUCUAGUUCUCACAGGUCGCUUCAAGUUUUUGGAUCUCUGGAACCGCUUCCUGCUGGAGCAUCACAAGCGCUCCAUUCCCAAGGACACGUGGAACCUCCUUCUGGACUUCGGCAAUAUGAUUGCAGACGACAUGUCAAACUACGAUGAGGAAGGAGCAUGGCCUGUCCUCAUAGAUGACUUUGUGGAGUUUGCUCGGCCGAUUGUGACGGGGAGUAAGCGCAACAUGACAUAGUGUUUGUCCCAGCGUCAUGCAGCGGACAGAGUUUGUCUUUCCCCCAAUUUUGUUUUUUUCUGAAUGAGGAUUUUUAUACAAAUGAGCCAAAAAGAGACUACUUCUCAAUAAGUGUGUCUGCAGCUUGUCGUUAAGAUUGUUCUUCCACCUGCCGUGAUGCCGUGGCUGGGGAGUAACCUGGAAACACCAGAUCGGAGAGGAAAGCAGGAGGGGAAUCAACCAGAGUGAGAUGAUGUUUGUUUUGUGAUGGGUAACCGAAAACUCGUCACUCAUGGGCAGAACACAAAUGGGUGUGGCUUCGAAAUGCUGCUGUGGACUUGGCUCACUAUUCUGCACCCUUGGCACAAAGAGGAGGACAGUAACGGUGAACCUGCAGCAUACGCAGAGGAAUUAAGUUAUAGAUGCAGUAGGAUGUGGCCUCUUCCAUUGUCAAUUGUGAAUGGAGCUGUACGUUAAAAUCUGCAUGUUUUUGUCAGCUAGUGUGACGCGGUGCCAUGGAUGUUGAGCGGGACAAAAAAAAGUAAUAAUAGUCAUAAUUUUCACUGAGAUUUGCGAAUGUGGAGCUCUCUAACAAUCACACCGAGAGCAGAGAGAAGGUGUGCUUGCUCAUCAUUUUGAGUGUGUGUAUGGGUGUGUAUGAGCGUGUGUUGGUUGGGGAGGGGGUUUAAACAUAUUGCCUCUUUUACAAUAUGAUGCGAAAUAUUUUCAUUUGGUGUUAAUAUACUCAGAGGGUAAGAAAUGAUGUUUCACCUUAACUGAGCAACAGCGAGAAAAGUUCAGAUCCAUAAUACAUUUUGUAUUCAGGCUGAGAACUGGACAGAGCAGCAUGCUUUUUGAGCUCAGCACCAGCAGAAUCUCUAUUGUUACAGUUGUAAAACACUGUACCCAUAGGAAUAAGGAUAGACUCAGUUUUAGAAGAAUGAAAAUGUAUAUCUGAGAGAACAGGUAAAGACAUUUAUAAUCAUGAUUUAGUACAUAAGAAGCAUUUAGGAUCCUCAUUUUUAAACUGCUACUGCAUUACACACAUGGUUUUACUGUAGUUUUGCGGUGUGUAAACUGCUGUACACGAAGAGAAACUGACUGGCACACUGACUGUUUUCUAUUAUCCAGGUGAUGAUGGCUUGCCAACUCUACAAACUGCACUGAUUUACCACUUUUUCUGUUGUUUUAGGUCUUCUUUAUCAGGCAGCACUGUAUACAGCUACAGAGCUACUCAGUUUACAUGACAGUAGGUUCACUCACACACACAUUUUUACAUGAACGUUCCAGCCAGGAGUGUUUGAACUGAUUGCAUACACUGUUUGAGGUUUAAGUCUGUUGCUUUUCUUGGAUUAGCAAAUGCAGGUGGUGGGAUGUUUACCUUAGAACUAAUACAGCGAUAAGAACACUGCUUGCACUGCCAUCUAGCGGUGGCUGUGUACUAUAGCAUGUCUCAAUGUACUGUAGUCCAACGCCACAUCACAGCUGGUGGUCACAAGUGUAUGAGAACUGACCAAACCCAGCUGGAUGUGGUCAGAAGACUUGGGCCUUUCAACUCAGAGGUCAGUGCAGCAAUGCUUUUCCUCCAUAAAAGAUUUUGUGUUACUCUUUAUGUGUAAUUAUCAACACUAAACAGCUCUGUGUUAGCGAAACGCAUCCCCUUUCUGGGCUGAAGAGUGUGACAGAAGGUCGAGCUCAGGUACCAGUAGUCCUCUCCCAGUCGCAGUGAGCAGCAGGCGGCUUUCUGUCCUUAACAGCAACCAACAAUGCUAUCAUGUUCUGCCAAUUGUCGCCAUGACAAACCCUUUGUUUCGAAACGGUGGGAUCAUUUCCCUGCAUCAAAUUUCUCUGUCCCGUUGCCAUGUAACUACAGGGGAGAUGGUUAUAAUUUGUUUUCCUUCAGCUGACAAACUUGUGUGUAAAUUCUCAUAUUUAUGUAAACAGUAUUCAGAUAUAAAACUAUGGUACUGUGCGUGAAGUUGAACUGAAGAAGCUGAGGCAGAUCAGGAAGGGGAUUUAUUAUUAUUUCAGUCCCAGACUGAAUGCAGAUGAGUGGCAAAGAAACCAGCUUCAUCAUGACUGUUAAACAGUCACUGUAGGAGCUCAUAAAAGUGUCAUAUUGUUCAUCUUUGUAACUAAGCAAGUUAUAUAUGUGUAGGUGCAAUGAAAUAUAAAGUGUUUCUGACUGUCGGAACAGUGAGAUGGUGCGAAAGCUUCUCCAGGUUGAUUGUCAUAGACUCUGGUUCAGGAGCAAGAAAAUGUGACAUCUUUCAGUAUUCAGUUUGAUGACAUGGUACAUUUGGUACAUUUUUAUUUGUCAAACGUGUGGUCAGCUGUUUCUAGUCUUGCAGAUCAUUCUAAUCGAAACAGUAUUAUUUUUGCCAGCAAGAAAACAGGUAUUUACAGAAUAUUAUGUUUAUGUCAGAGAAGCAUACCCUACAAUGUUUUCUUUGAGAAGAUUGUCAAUAAAGCAUGU